Messenger RNA from Populus euphratica (Euphrates poplar), 1196 nucleotides. Its product is annotated as E3 ubiquitin-protein ligase ATL6-like. The transcript has a single exon. NCBI's taxonomy places the organism in Eukaryota, Viridiplantae, Streptophyta, Magnoliopsida, Malpighiales, Salicaceae. The coding region runs from base 5 to 973 and encodes 322 amino acids. The record is from RefSeq and is a predicted model, not a curated record.
CAUCAUGGGGUUCUUUUCAAUCUACAUCCGCCAUUGCAACGAAGCCAGCGGCAACGGGAGUAUACGGCCGCUGGGUAUGGGCGGACUCUCUCGACGCCUCGCCGCCUCGCGUGGGCUUGAUCCUGCCGUUAUCGAGACGUUUCCCACGUUAAUUUACUCGGUCGUGAAAGGCUUGAAGAUUGGUAAAGGCGCGUUAGAAUGCGCCGUUUGUUUAAACGAAUUUGAAGAGGAUGAAACGCUGCGUUUGAUUCCUAACUGUGACCACGUGUUCCAUCCUGAUUGCAUCGGUGCUUGGCUGGAGUCUCACACCACCUGUCCUGUCUGCAGAGCGGAUUUGACAAAGCCUGCUGACUCGGUCCCUCAACUCGGUGAGUCGCACGACCCCGAGCUGGACCUGGAGGCUCAAAAUGGGGCAGUGAUGGACGAGCCAGAAAACGGGAAUGCUAAUGUGGAAGUGGUUGGACCGGAGCCUGAUGUUAUGGGUGUGAGUGUGGUUAAAACUUUGAACAGGAACCGGACACGUGGGUCGAGAUCGGGUAGGCCAUUGAGGCUUCCUAGGUCACAUUCGACCGGACAUUCUGUGGUUCAACCAGGAGAGAAUACCGAUCGGUUUACUUUGAGAUUGCCGGUUGAGGUUAGGAAACAAGUGAUGAACCGGAAGUUGAGCCGGGCGAUGAGCAUGGUGGUGUUGUCCAGACAAGGAAGUUCGGUGAAGGGGAACAAGAGCGGAGUUGGUGAGGGGAGUCCUAGGAAGGUGUUAAAUUAUAAGCGACUUGAGAAACUGGACCAAGAAGCAAGGUCGGACGGGUGGGUUUUUAGUCGGAACCCGUCAUUUCUAGCAAGAGCGUCGUCAUUUCUGUCGAGAGCUUCGACGUCGGUUAGGUCACCAAAAGUGGCUGCUAAUGGCAGCCAAGGGGAUUCAUCUAGACAGGCUGGAUCGAAUGCGGGUGAAUCGAGCAGAUCACUGGUUUAGUGGGGCAGUCCUGUUUGCCCACUUUUUUUUAUAUGUAUUUUUUUAUUUUUUAUUUUAUAAAUUGUGUAAUAUAAUAUAGGAUCGUCAAAAUGGAAGAGGUCAAGUCAAAUUGAGAUAACGACCCUCUAAUUUAUUUUUUAUAUAUAUAUAUUUUUUCCAAUUGCAAGUUAAAACAUCAUGGGAUUUUUGCCAAAGAAUCAAAGCGAUAUUGCUUGCUGGUUUA